Messenger RNA from Heterocephalus glaber (naked mole-rat), 432 nucleotides. Its product is annotated as histone H2A-Bbd type 1-like. NCBI's taxonomy places the organism in Eukaryota, Metazoa, Chordata, Mammalia, Rodentia, Bathyergidae. Gene Ontology annotation, cellular component: nucleosome. Gene Ontology annotation, molecular function: DNA binding; protein heterodimerization activity; structural constituent of chromatin. The record is from RefSeq and is a predicted model, not a curated record.
AUGGCUGGGAAGAAAAGAAGGCAGAACUCCUCUAAGCCUAGGAAGCAGGCAGUGUCCCGGUCCACAAGAGCAGAGCUGCAGUUUCCCGUCAGCCGUGUGGAGCAUUACCUGAGAGAGGGUGGCUAUGCCCAUCGCCUGGCCUCGUCCACACCAGUGUUCCUUGCUGGCGUUCUCGAGUACCUGAGAGCCAACAUCCUGGACCUGGCUGGCAAGGAGGCCCAGGGCAAGCGCAAGAAGUGCAUCACCCCACAGCACCUGGAGACAGCGAUGGAGAACAACCAGCAUCUCCGUCCCCUUUUCCAGGAUGACCCUAAGUCUCUGCUUGAUGAGACGUCCCAACCCAACCCAAGAAGAAGUGAUGAGGCCUGGGUCCCAGAGCAUGGCAAGACCUUUUCCACCUCCUCAUCCAGCCCUCAAAACACCCAUAGAUGA